Malassezia restricta is the source of this 1548-nucleotide messenger RNA. RefSeq names its product hydroxymethylbilane synthase. Lineage: Eukaryota; Fungi; Basidiomycota; Malasseziomycetes; Malasseziales; Malasseziaceae. The transcript has a single exon. Gene Ontology annotation, cellular component: cytoplasm. Gene Ontology annotation, molecular function: hydroxymethylbilane synthase activity. Bases 1 to 1548 code for a protein of 515 amino acids. The record is from RefSeq and is a predicted model, not a curated record. Gene Ontology annotation, biological process: heme biosynthetic process.
AUGGAAGACGGCCGUGCAGAGAGCGGCGAGCUUCGAUGCCCCGUUCCGCACGCCGAAAAUACCCCGCUUCCGCCUGGACACCCCAGUGUACCGAAUGCAAACCCAUCGACGCUCCAGCCUCCGUCAGGAGAGCAUUGCAUUUUCUUGCGCCAAUCUGAUGACGCGCCAACUGUGCCAUCAGCCGAUACAUCGCGGCCCGUCGUCGUGCCCCCGCCCAUUACGAGCCCGGAGGAUGCGAAAUAUGUACUGGUCUUGUCUAGUCGGAAAAGCGAGCUGGCAGUUCGUCAGGCGUCUCUCGUCCAAUCUUUGCUCGAGCAGCAGUUUGGCCAGGCAGCCUUGGCGUCGCCCGCCGAGAGCGAAGUUCGCCAAUUUUUGCAGUCGUUUGCACCAUCCAGCGGUAUUCGACCGAUAGAUUUCCCUGUACGCACGAUGUCGACGUUAGGUGACUUGAAUCUCAAGGCGCCGCUUUGCGUGAUUGGCGGUGAGGGUCGUGCUAUUUGGACAAAGGAGCUGGAAGUGGCGCUGAUGGCCGGUGCCGUUGAUGCGAUUGUGCACAGUCUCAAAGACGUACCGACUACCAUGCCUGAAGGCACAGAACUUGCUGCGAUUCUCGAACGCGAAGAUCCACGUGAUGCGCUGGUCGUGAAGCAAGGUCUGCCUUACAAGAGCCUCGACGAGAUGCCCAAGGGAUCUGUGAUUGGUACCUCGUCGGUACGUCGUGUGGCAUUGCUGCGUCGCUCAUACCCCCACCUCAUGUUUAGUGAUGUACGUGGCAAUAUCAAUACACGCCUCGCCAAGCUGGAUGCGAAUGACGGACCCUACACGGCGCUGGUGUUAGCUGCCGCAGGGCUCAAACGCAUGGAAUUGGACCACCGCAUCACUGCUUAUGUGGCGGAGCCUGUGUUGCUGCAUGCAGUGGGGCAGGGAUCGCUGGCUAUUGAAAUACGCACGCCUCGUGAUGCUUCAGCAGAGCGUGAUCAGCGCAUCCGGCACAUGAUACGAAGUAUUUCCAAUUGGCGCGCGAGCUGGCGAUGUGCUGCGGAGCGUGCGCUGAUGCACCGCAUGGAAGGUGGAUGUUCUAUCCCGCUAGGCGUGGCGACGCGCUUUGAUGACCACAGUGACAUUGAGGGCCAGUUGAAUGAGCGCCUCGAGACGCCGCAGGAAAUGCUGCACGCAGGUGUGUCGCGCCCUUCCAUACAGGUGGCUGCUACUCCUCCUGAAGAGGGAUGCCGUCUGACCAUGUCAGCUGUCAUUGUGUCAUUAGAUGGCUCACAGCAGUGCCAGCAUACAGAGUCACUCGUGUGCCGCAGCAUCCAAGAUGCCGAGCAACUUGGCAUCCAAGUCGCUGAGGACUUGGAACAUAAGAAAAAUGCACGCGUCAUUCUCGCCGAGGUCGAACACCAUCGACAGCUCGCAGCUGCAGCCGACGAAAAGCGGCGAGCAGCCACUGCUGCUGGCAACAAGCCACAGGCGUCGUCACAGGCUGCCGAAAUGGAUCGCCGUGGCUUACCGCGUGAUGAUGGCGCGCCGAAAGCAUGGGAAGUAUAG